CAAUCUUCUUUUAAAAAACCCAAAGAGCUAGAGCUAAGAUAUUUAGCAUGAAACAUCUUCUAAUAGGUGUCUACCAAGUUUGUUCAAAUAAAAGCCCUGGGGUCAAAAUAAGCCCCGCCUCAGGGGGUCAUUGAUUUUCCCAAUAUGCAUAUAUUAAAAACUUAAAAAUCUUCUUUUAAAGAACCCAAAGAGCUAGAGCUAAGAUAUUUAGCAUAAAAAAUGCUCUAAUGGAUGUGUACCAAGUUUGUUCAAAUAAGAGCUCUGGGGUCAAAAUUGGCCCCGCCCUGGGUGCCAUUGAUUUUCCUUAUAUGUGUAUAGCAAAACCUUGAAAAAAAUCUUCUUUGAAAGAAACAAAUAGCUAGAGUUUAGAUACUAAGCAUAAAACAUCUUCUAGUGAGUAUCUACAAAGUUUGUUCAAAUAAAAGCCCUGGGGUCAAAAUUGGCCCCGCCCCGGGGGUCAUUCAUUUAUCUUAUAUGUGUAUAGCAAAAACUUAAAAAUCUUCUUUGAAAAAACUCAAAUAGCUAGAGUUUAGAUAUUAAGCACGGAGCAUCUUCUAGUGAGUGUCUACAAAGAUUGUUCAAAUAAAAGCCCUGGGGUCAAAAUUGGCCCCGCCCCGGGGGACAUUGAUUUUCUUUAUAUAUGUAUAGCAAAAACUUAAAAAUCUUCUCUGAAAAAAACCGAAUAGCUAGAGUUAAGAUAUUAAGCAUGAAACAUUUUCUAGUAAGUAUCUACAAAGAUUGUUCACAUAAAAGCCCUGGGGUCAAAACUGGCCCUCCCCCAGGUGUGUCAUUGUUUUUUAUUAUAUGUGUAAAGAAAACAACUUUAAACAAUCUUCUUUUAAAAAACCCAACGAGCUAGACCUUAGAUGUUUAGCAUGAAAUAUCUUUUAAUGGGUGUCUACCAAGUUUGUACAAAUAAAAGCCCUGGAGUUUAAACUGACCCGCUCCGGGGGCCUAUAUACAGGUGAACGAUUUCAGGGCCAUCAUGGCCCUCUUGUUGAAGUAUCCUAUAAGAAUUGUUACAGAGAUGCAUAUGACAUAAGUAUGCAAUGACACAUAUUUAACCACUUCAAAUGCUUGUUAUCCCCCGCCGAUGGAAUCGGGAGGGGGAUAUAGUUUUGGCGCUGUCUUUCCGUCCGUCCGUCCUUCCGCACAAACAUUUAAGGUAUAUGAGCUAACUAACGGUACACUGGGACAAAAGAGAACAAAGUACUUCAUUCCGUUAAUAAUAGUUAGCUCAUAAGGAAACAUUAGUUAGCCCACAAGGAAACAAAAGAAAAGAACAAUAGAAAUAGCUCAUAAGCCUGAAAAAUUGGUACGUCCGUCCAUCCGUCCGUCCGAAUUUCGUUUCCGGAGUAGUUCUCUGCAACUACUGGCUGGAAUCCAACGAAACUUUAUGGGAAUCAUCAAUAUCAAGAGGAAAUGCGCAUAUCGUCGGCUUGUUUCGGUCCAACCCUUUAACUCAGAGUUAUGGCCCUUGAUUAGUUAUGUAGUAUGCAUAUAGAGUAAAAAUCGUUUCCGGAGUAGUUCUCUGCAACUACAGGCUGGAAUUCAACGAAACUUUAUUGGAAUCAUCACUAUCAAGAGCAGAUGCGCAUAUCGUCGGCUUGUUCCGGUCAGACACUUUAACUAAGAGUUAUGGCCCUUGAUUAGUUAUGUAGUAUGCAUAUAGAGUAAAAAUCGUUUCCGCACUCCUUCUCUGCAACUACUGGCUGGAAUUAAACGAAACUUUAUGGGAAUCAUCAAUACCAAGAGGAGAUGCGCAUAUCGUCCGCUUGUUCCGGUCAGACACUUUAACUUAGAUUUAUGGCCCUUGAUUAGUUAUGUAGUAUGCAUACAUCUCAUUGGCAUUUCCAGAUUUUACUAUUUAACACAAAGUUAUGGCUCUGUUAUUGCCCUGAAUAUUUAUCAAGUUCAAAGAAUAUUACUGUUUAUGCCAUGAUAAAUGUAUAAAUAAAGCCUUAUGUCUUCAGUUGUUGUAUUAAUUAUAACCAAUACUCGGCGGGGGAUGUAAAUUCAACGAAUUUGCUUGUUUUGAUUUUUACUUUUCAGGUAACGAUGAACAUCCUAUAUUUGGUUGUGUUAUCAGUUUAUGCUAUCAUUCACAAAGGUUCAGGUACUUUUAUACAAAGAAACAGUCAUCAAGCUGAUGAAGCCUACGAUGAAUGUGGUAGAAAUCUAACAUUAACUUGCAUGUUCACAAAUGGCACGUCUGUAAUUGUUUGGAAGAAUGCGGACGAUAUUACACCAAUUUCACGUUGUAUACAAAAUGUUUGCGAUUUAGAUCCUCGUUAUGUUGGACAAUACACAACUUCUUUCGAUUCAACACGGUGUAUCUUCAAUUUAACAAUUAUAAAAGCAACCAUGAAAGAUAAUGGAAGAAAGCUAGUGUGUUCGGAUGGAUCAAAUACUGAUUCCCAUGUAAUAAGAGUCAGAGACUACGAGCCCGUACUUUUAGAAGAUACAAAAUUUGGGACAAUAACAGCGAUUUCUGGUUGCAUUUCAAACAACACACAUGUUUUGUUUAAAUGGAAAAAGAUAUAUACUGGUAGUACAAUUGAGGAAGAAAUUAUACCCAAAUUCCGUACGCCAUACAAAAGCAGUUGUUCUGACGACUUUGAGUGUGGUAAUGACCAACAAGUAAAGUAUACUGAGAUAGUCACGUCCAAACCUAAUGAGAACGGAAACUACUUUCUAAAAAUUGAAGCUAUAUAUGGAAAUGAAAGCAAGGAAUCAUUCAAAACAGCUAAGAAGUAUAUCAUUGAAGAACAGGAUGAAAAAGAGGUUAAAGCUGGAGUCAUUAUCAUUGUUUAUGUUGUUGGUGGUCUUUUUGUUUUAUCUGUGGCGGCGUUUUGCUUUUUUACCUUACGUCAAUAUAGAAGAAGACGCAAAAGAAUGAAAAAGAAGAAACCAACGAAAAAAGGAUCAGAUGAGAAUAAAAAUGAGGAGUCGAUUCAUUCUUUCCUUUUCAUGGCAAACGGACCAGAAAAACCAACCAACGAAGUGGUCGUCUGUUAACAUUGGCACCCUAAAUAGGCUUUUUCAAUUUUGCUAUCAUAUACUGUAAAAUCCAUGUUCAUACAUUGUAUAGACAAGCCAAUCUCGUAACAAUAGUCGGUAAACAAACACAUGGCUGUAUUUAAAUAUUAUCCGACAAUAUUGACCAGGUACUGCUUUAACUUUCGUAAAGGGCAUAAUAUAAACACUGAUAUCUUACAAAUAUAUCGGUAUAUUAAUUUAACACGUCAGAGAGGUGUGAUGGUUUGCUAUAGAUGCCUGGCUAUGGAUUUGAAGGUUUCUAUUUCGAUUCCUAAUCGACACCACGUUAUGAAGAUACACAGUUUUUAAAUUUACUUACAAGAAUUAAUUUGAGAUAUUGGUACUACAACUCGUUUUAGGAUACCUUUCAAACAAUCUUUAAUAUAUUUUAUUUCAUGAUCGUUAAUACUCAAUGAAUCGACUAGUAGUUUUCACUUGCUGUGUCAGUCGUACUGCCUAUACUGUUUUUCUGUUGAUGAAGAUGUUUCCUUUGUUUUAUCGAGAUAUGUCCGUAAAUACGCAUUGUUCCUUCUUUGUCACAUUUACCAUUUGUGCAUAUCAUAUCAUAAAGUUUAACAUAGAUAAUAAAAAUGUUUUUAUAUUUUACAGUGUAAUAUUUGUGUAAAUUUCAAGUCUUUUAUUCACUUUCUUUCGUUUAAAGUCAGUCGUACUGCCUAUACUGUUUUUUCUGUUGAUGAAGAUGUUUCCUUUGUUUUGUCGAGAUAUGUCCGUAAAUACGCGUUGUUCCUUCUUUGUCAGCAUUUACCAUUUGUGCAUAUCAUAUCAUAAAGUUUAACAUACUGGUUGGAGACCACCAAAACCGGACAACCACCAAACCCGGACGGCCCCGAAAAUGCUUAAUUUAGUAUUUUCUUUGUUCAGUGGAUGUCAGUCUCUUUUUUAUCAACAAUAAGUGCAUGUUUCUUUUAAAAUUAAGUAAAUAAAUUUAUUUCAACCUCCGUAAAUGGUAAUAUUUUAUUGUCUAUUUCAAGAAUGUUACCAUUGAAAUUCGGGGGCCAAGAAAGCAAUGCCUGACCUCAUUUACCAGCUCAAAUCAUUUGCAGGGUGAAUAAUAGAAUAUCCAAAACUUCAGCAUUUGUUGCUGACAUAUUGUACAUCAUGUUACAAAUCAAAAAUCAAAAUACCCAAGCUUUUAUCUGAAUUAAAUCACAUCAUGUACAUAUCUGUCCGGACAUAUGGUACUGUAGUGUAGACAAUUUUGGUAAUUUUGAUACCCUCCUUGUCGAGUCUCAGAUAUAUAGUGUCAAUACAAUCAGAAAUAAACAAACUAGUUUGUUAGUUAGGAGAAGAACCUAGCUGAACUGUGUCAAAUUUUUUCGUCUCUAGAUUAAAAAUUAUGAAAUCUGUAUGGAAAAAUGUUCCAAAAGUGUCCGGUUGAUGGUCUCCGACCAGUAGAUAUUAAAAUGUUUUUAUAUUUUACAGUGUAAUGUUUGUGUAAAUUUCAAGUCUUUUAUUCACUUUCUUUCGUUUAAAGUCAGUCGUACAUGUACUGCCUAUACUGUUUUUCUGUUGAUGAAGAUGUUUCCUUUGUUUUAUCGAGAUAUGUCCGUAAAUACGCAUUGUUCCUUCUUUGUCAGCAUUUACCAUUUGUACAUAUCAUAUCAUAAAGUUUA
This is a messenger RNA of Ruditapes philippinarum (Manila clam), 4673 nucleotides long. RefSeq lists its product as uncharacterized. The coding region runs from base 2059 to 3018 and encodes 319 amino acids. NCBI's taxonomy places the organism in Eukaryota, Metazoa, Mollusca, Bivalvia, Venerida, Veneridae. The record is from RefSeq and is a predicted model, not a curated record. The transcript is spliced from 6 exons.